Molecule: messenger RNA, 814 nt
Organism: Sphaeramia orbicularis (orbiculate cardinalfish)
Lineage: Eukaryota; Metazoa; Chordata; Actinopteri; Kurtiformes; Apogonidae
Product: histone H2A
Exons: 1
Coding region: 12-398 (128 amino acids)
Cellular component (GO): nucleosome
Molecular function (GO): protein heterodimerization activity; structural constituent of chromatin; DNA binding
Source: RefSeq, a predicted model, not a curated record
CGUUAGUAAAAAUGAGUGGACGAGGUAAAACCGGUGGAAAGGCCAGAGCUAAGGCCAAGACCCGCUCUUCUCGUGCUGGACUCCAGUUCCCAGUGGGUCGUGUCCACAGACUACUGCGCAAAGGCAACUACGCCGAGCGCGUGGGUGCCGGCGCCCCCGUGUACCUGGCGGCUGUGCUGGAGUAUCUGACCGCUGAGAUCCUGGAGUUGGCCGGAAACGCCGCCCGCGACAACAAGAAGACCCGUAUCAUCCCCCGUCACCUGCAGCUGGCUGUCCGCAACGACGAGGAGCUCAACAAACUGCUGGGCGGAGUGACCAUCGCUCAGGGAGGAGUCCUGCCCAACAUCCAGGCGGUUCUUCUGCCCAAGAAGACCGAGAAGCCCGGAAAGGCCAAGUAAAUGUGAACGGACCAACAUCCACAACGGCUCUUUUAAGAGCCACACACUCACUGAAAAAGGACAACUUCUGAUAUUGUCAUCAACCAAAAACAAAUUAAAAUUUAUAUUUGUUUCAUUUGAACAUGAGUUCAAGUUUUUAUUCCUAUCAAAGUCAAUUAUUUUGUUGUAUGAACCAUAAUGUGUAAUUGUCCUCCCAAUGUGAAAUCAUUUAUUGCAUGAGAUUUUUUUUGUUUUUAAUACACGAGCGACGUCGUUCUGCCUUUGAAACAACUAGACAAUACAGAUGUGUUUGCACAUCCAGUUGUACACAGUCAAGGUUUCAUAUAAAAUCUGAAUUAAAAGGUCUGAAGCAUUAAAUGUACAGUAAGUGUUUGAAUGUGUAUUGUACAGACAUUGUUUUCUGCUCCCUCAACAGU